Molecule: messenger RNA, 360 nt
Organism: Plasmodium berghei ANKA
Lineage: Eukaryota; Apicomplexa; Aconoidasida; Haemosporida; Plasmodiidae
Product: conserved Plasmodium protein, unknown function
Exons: 1
Coding region: 1-360 (119 amino acids)
Source: RefSeq, a predicted model, not a curated record
AUGGAAGAAAUAAAAACUGAUUUACAAGAUAAACAAAAAGAGAAUAUAAAAUUUUCGAAAUUUGUUACCUCAUUAAGUUUUAUGAAAAAAAAUAUAAAUGGAAAAGAAGAAAAUGCUAAAAAAAAAAUAAAAUAUUCUAAUGACGAUCAUGUAUGGGUACUUAAAGAAUAUGAAGAGCAAGGAAAUAUUUUUUUAAAAAACAAAUUAUCCACAAAAAAUAAAAAUAAUGUUGCCUUAAAUUGUUUGGGAAGAAAAUCAUACAACAACUAUAAUAAUUAUAUAAAUUUAUAUAAUAUGGAAAUUAAGAAAUUUAUAAAUUCAAUAAAAAAAAAUAAACCUCAUAAAUCCUUAAAGGAGUAG